AAUGCUCAUUCCAUUUGCAACAACUUACGAAUGUGAGGCAGCUUUUUCUUCGUUACUCGCUAUUGAAACAAAAUGUUGAAACAGAAUAGAUGUGAAUUACGACAUGAGAGUUGCAUUAUCCAAAACAGAAUCCAAGAUAGAAGAACUGGUGGGAUCCAAGCAAGAGCACCCAUCUCAUUGAACUGUGUCAAUGUCAUUCAAUAUAUAAAUGCUUGAUAUACCGCGUUGCUGUUUGUUUCCAUUUCUUUAGUGGACCGCGAGUCAUCAGAAAAAUUGAACGGGUACCGUUAUGCAUAAAUUUUCAAAAAGUUUGAGAACCACUGGUUUAUAUGACUCCUGAAAGUAGAAAACAGCCGUUUUUUCUUUUGCAAUGCCAAACCCACAACCUUCUAAUCCAUGUUGAAUUUCAUAACUACUAGGCGUUGAACAUUAUGCCAUGAUCAUAGUUGAACCAUGUAUUAUUUCAUUAUUGCUCUUUUUUUGGAUUCAGGAAGUAUUUGAAUGUUAUCAAAUGUUGGCUAAUUUGCCUUUACUCCCCAUUAUUUUCCUGCCAUAAAUAGCAAAAAUAUUAACCAAGGUUUCCUCUAUUUUUACAUAAUAAUCUACAAUAUUGACUUUAUUUACAAUGCUUUUAAUAUAAAUGUUUUUUCGGGAAGAUUUUGGCCAAAAUAACGAGGCAGCACUAGUAAUCGACGAGAUACAAAAUCUAUCACUUUUGUUUAAUUUUCAAAUAACACUUUGAUUAAUGCUGUCCCUUUGACUUUAUACAUUGCAGCAUUGGGCUUUUAAGAAAGCUGAUUGGUCAUCCAAUUUGUCUGAAUACGAUAUAUACAUAAUCGUGCUAAGCUCAGCAUUAUUUUUAUAAAAAAUUCAAUUGUUUAUAUGUUGCACAGAUACUAAAUAGUUCACUUUUAUUAUGGCAUAUACUUUGGAGGCUGGGAGAUUUGUAACGGUACCUUUGAAACGAUCAAGUGAUGUGGAUUUGAUAAAACCAAUAGAAGCUUUUGCCAGAAAUACAUUUGACAAGGUUGAUGAUGACUUGAAAAAGCAAAUAAAAGAGUUCAAUAGUCUCAGAAAAUCAGCCGUUGGGAAAACACAGGAUAGAAGUGUUAGCUCAUUAAACACUUUGUUACAGUAUUAUGAUCAAUUUUCUGCACUUAAUCGUAAAGUGCCAUUUCGAGAAAGCGGAGGUGUGAAUGUAUUAUUUGCAUGGAAAGAUGCACUUGAUAAAGGAUCUCUUUUUAGUGGAUCGGCUAAACUCGCUUUGCCUUCUGGUGAAUAUGAAAGACUAUGCGUUAUCUUCAAUAUUGCUGCUUUAAAGGGUCAAAUUGCGAGCGAUUCCAAUUUAAGUACAGAUGAUGGUUUGAAAUCAGCAGCUUUGCAUUUCGCAGAGUCAGCUGGAAUGUUUCAGUAUAUAAAAGAGCAUGUCAUGUCGGCUGUUAAUCAAAACCCAACUCAAGAUAUAUCAGUCGAAGUACUUGGAGCAUUCAAAUCCAUAAUGGUAGCUCAAGCUCAAGAGUGUUUUUAUGAAAAGGCAAGCUCAGAUAAAAUGAAGCCGGAUAUAUUAGCAAAAGUUGCUAACCAAGCUGCAACAUUGUAUUCAGAAGCGAGCAAGGCUGUCACAGAAACUAACAAUAUUUUACCCAAAGAUAUCCUUUCUGCCCUUUCAUUGAGGCAUGACAAAUUUUUGUGUUUUGCUCAAUUUCAUCAAGCUGGUGUCGCUCAUGGCAACAAGAAAUAUGGAGAGGAAAUAGCAAGAUUGAAGAUUGUUGAGCCAAUGCUUAAAGCUCUUGGUAAAGGUUCAGAACUUCUACCUGGAUUUUCAGCAAAAGAUUUUCAAGCGAAGGUUACAUCUCAACUUCAGGGUACAGAAAAAGAGAACAAUUUCAUUUAUCACGAUACAAUACCAAGGGAAUCAGCAUUAGAACCUAUUGGAAAGGCAGUGAUUGCUAAACCGAAAUUAUUUAAAGGAAAUGAAGUGCUUAGUGCUAAAUUUACGGAUGCAUUCACCGGUAUGGUUCCACUCACUGUGCAUAAUGCUAUACAGUCUUACGAAAACAGAAGAAAAGAAAUUGUUGAAAGAGAAGUUGCUAGAUUGAGAGAGCAAACCACUCUAAUUAAUGGAGUCAUGUCCUCGUUGAAUCUUCCUGCUGCAUUAGAAGAUGCUUCUGGGGGGGAUCAACUCCCUCCAUCUAUUCUUGAGAAAUCACAGGCUGUACUUGGCAAAGGAGGUAUACAAGCAAUUGACGAUCUUAUGAGAGAAUUACCUGAGAGUUUACAACGAAAUGAGCAAAUUCUUACAGAGGUUAGCAGGAUGUUGAACGAAGAACAAACAACUGAUGAUGAGUUGAGAGCCAAAUUCGGAGCGAAAUGGACCAGAACUAAAUCAUCUGAGCUGACUGUGCCAUUAAGACAAGAGAUUCAAAAGUAUACAACCAUUAUUGACAACGCACAGAAGGCAGAUAAAAUAGUCAGAGAAAAGUUCAAUACUCAACGUGAGGGAAUAGAAAUGUUGUGCAUGCCUGCAGAUCAACUAAAAACAGCAAUACCAUCGGCAAGCAAAAUAGCAGCACUCAAAAAUAAUCCGGUUGUAACUGAACUUCGUCAAUUGUGUGAGCAAGCUGAAACACUGAAAGCGGAAAGAGAAGUUAUUGAAAAUGAAAUAGGUGGAGCUAAAUCUGAUAUGACCGAUAAAUUCACGGAGGCAUUGGCAUCAGAAGGGGUUUUAAAUGAAGAAUCCAUAUCUAUUGAAGAACUUGAUCGUGUUUAUCAACCUCUCAUACAGCAAGUUACAGAAUCUGUUCACAGACAGGAGUCAGUGCUAGCUAAUAUCCAGAGAGCAAGUGAGCAGUUUACCACGCUAAAAUCUCAAGGUGCAGGUGGAAAUAAUCGAGAUGAAGUUUUGAAAAAAAUUGCUGCAGCUCACGAUGGAUACAUGGAACUGAUUGCUAACUUACAAGAAGGGAAGAAAUUUUAUGGAGAUUUGACUCAACUUCUGAUUAAACUCCAAAAUAAAUGCAGUGAUCUUGUUUUCGCAAGAAAAACUGAAAAGGAAGAAAUAAUGAAGGAUAUGCAGCAGAGUAUUGUCACUCAGGGUCCAGGGGAGUCCGCACCGCCGCCAUCAUAUCAUGACGAGGUCAAAAAAGCGCCACCCAGGCCCCCUCCACCAACCACUUCAGCUGCUACAUCAUCUCCGAGACCCCCAGUGGCAGCCCCGAGAAAGGCGCCGGCACCUGUCCCUCCUAAUGCAGCUGCUGCUGCACCUUAUGCUCCAACACCUUCUGCUGCCAGUGUAACCCAGUCUCAGAGCCAAGUUCCUGGUGCUCCAUCAUAUCAGCCUCCUCCUCAAGGAUAUGGAUAUCCUCCCCCUAUGCCAGGUUAUGCUGGAUAUCCUCAACACGGUUAUGCACCCUAUGGCGGGGCACCCCCUACCGCGCCUGGGUAUUACCAGCCUCCACCAGGACCAGGUUAUCCUCAACCACCGCAAGGCAUGGGAUACGCUCCAGGUGGCAUGCCACCCUAUCCUCAACCUGGACAGUAUCAAGGGUACCCACCACAGCCUGGUUAUCCUCCUCAGCCUGGUCCAUACCCACACCAACCACCAUAUUGAAAUUUCUUCAAGAGAUAUUUAUAAUAAUUUGUAUAUAAGUCGAGUAUUUCAAUGGGAGAAUCAUUUAUUCAAGUGUAUAUUUGAUUGCUUCGCGUGGAGCAGUUCCACGCUGCUGAAAUAGGAAUCCAUUGACUAUGUUUGCCGCCUUACUUCUCUCUUCUGCUCUGAAAUUGCUCCAACAGCGAUUACAUUAAUUUGCUAAUUAUGGUGUACCAUACCAUACAACCAACUAACUGUCUGUUAGACAGUACUGGAGCUUGAUAUUGAUUAUAAUAAAUUUCAAUUUUGGUGACACUUCAGAAAUAUUUCCUACUCUUAUAUUCUGGUAGAUAAUUGAAUACAAUUGGUACAAAUAGUUACUAUGUGUUCUUAUGCAAAUUGCUUACCUUGUAGAACCGUUUUCCCUGACUAUCAAUGAUUUAUCAGAAGGUUGCUAAUUGCCUAUACCUAGCUAAUUGUACAUAUACUAUGAAUAUUAUAACGUAUCAUUUGCAAUAUUACUUUGUAUACAGCACACCUGAGUGUGAGCAAAAGUUUGUCUUGCAUGUAAUUAGUUAUCAGUAUACUUUAAUGCCAAAUGGCUGAAUUUUGAAGUGCAAGUUUCCCCAAUAAUAACUGUUCACAUUUACUAAAAUUGGUGACAAUAAUUUAGUUGCUGUUUUCUUGUGUGAAUUACAUUUAGAGGUUAUUCACUUCUCUCUGCCUGACUUCUUAUCUAUAUGAAAAAUAUAUAGUGUAACAAUAAAACAUACCUUAGUCUGCUUUUCACUUUGUAAUUACUGUAUAUAUUACUGAUUUAUGAGCUCUUUAAUUAUGGGAUCGACAUAUUGCGAUUGAGAAAAUAAAAUAUGUGCACAUGGAUUAAAA
Messenger RNA from Styela clava, 4477 nucleotides. Its product is annotated as programmed cell death 6-interacting protein-like. The record is from RefSeq and is a predicted model, not a curated record. Gene Ontology annotation, biological process: mitotic cytokinesis. Gene Ontology annotation, cellular component: endosome. Lineage: Eukaryota; Metazoa; Chordata; Ascidiacea; Stolidobranchia; Styelidae. Gene Ontology annotation, molecular function: protein binding.